Molecule: messenger RNA, 849 nt
Organism: Oncorhynchus masou masou (cherry salmon)
Lineage: Eukaryota; Metazoa; Chordata; Actinopteri; Salmoniformes; Salmonidae
Exons: 4
Coding region: 1-849 (282 amino acids)
Biological process (GO): regulation of DNA-templated transcription
Molecular function (GO): DNA binding
Source: RefSeq, a predicted model, not a curated record
AUGUGGAGCAGAUGCAACAGUAGUUUUCUGUUCCCACGAGAAAACCAACGUUCCCAAGUGACUAGUGCUGUGAGUUCCAAAAGGACAGGCCUCAUACAUGAGCACACACAGCCCCCACCCAACCCCAUCUACAGUGCAGGUUUCAGAGAAUGCAUCUCCCGCCUGGGCAACUACAUUGACAGCGUGGACCCCUCCCAGAGAGAGAGCUUUGUCCAGGAACUGAGGGAUCACCUGGAUGCCCACAGUGCCUGCCCUCUGGGGAGGGUGCAUAGCCAGACCUUUCCCCUGGACCUCCAGACCUGGGGCUCUGGACCAGAAGGGCAAUGCUUACUGGGCAGAGUUCAGAACAGGAAGGAAAGUACAGGGAUGGGUCAUCAACGAGCCAGCAGGGAGGCCACCUUCCCCUACAUCAACACCUCUCUUCCCAUCUAUCCCAACACCUUUGUACUCCACCACCCCCACCCUACCCAACACCUCUCACACCCAUACCCAUCUCCUCCUUACUCCCUCUCCCCCCCACCCUCCCCUUCUUACUCCAGCUCCUCGACACCUAUCACCAUUACCUCUCCAUACCUCUCCAUGCCCUGCCACUUCCCCUUCUCUCCUUCUCCCUCUGAACAUCGAUCAGAUUCCUUGUCAUCCUCGUCUCACUCUACACCUCUACUUGUGGCGCCUCUGGUACCAGAUCAUACUCCCCUGGGUUCCAGUAUCCCCACCCCUCUAUGUCCCUCUGGCCCUGUGCCCGACGGCCCAACAAGGACUCUGAGGCGGUCACUGUUUCAAAUCCAGCCCCAGAUGGCCAUCCAGAUCAUCACCGGACUCGUUCAGGACAACAAUCUUUCCUAUUAA